CGCCAGUCUCCGUCCGCCUCACAACCACCGUCGUCUUCCGCUGUCGUCCCGGCUCAACCAACACCGAGCACUCCCUCAGCGGAGCCCUCGCAAUCAGGUAUGUAAGUUAACAUCACUCAAAACUAAAGGAUGGUUGUUUUGUUUGAGAGGUUGUGUGUAAAAUGUGUGGAUAUUCUAUAUUUUUGUAGAUGAAAGUUUGCGGUCGCGUAGUUGCGCGGCUACAACGGCUCAAGCUAACAAGCCCGUCCCAGCCCGUGUCAACCCAUUCACCUUAGCAGCAAAGGGAAAGAUGACAGUAGAGAAACGUGAGGAGUGCCACAGAAAAGUCACCGCUUUUGUGGUGAAAAGGCUGCAUCCCUUCUCAGAAGUAGAAGCACCUACAUUUCGGGACAUGCUUUUUACUCUUAACCCCAACUACACCCCCCCUACCAGAGAUUAUCUGACAAAUCACUUAAUACCAUCUUGGUAUGAGAUUGAAAAGUCAAAUAUAAUCACUGAGCUUAGUGAAGUUAGCCAUGUUGCCCUCACAUCUGACGGCUGGACUAGUAUUGCGCAAGACCACUACCUUACUGUCACAGCACACUAUUUAGUGGAAGGCAAAAUGAGGCAAAAAGUGCUCCAAACCAAGGCUGUCUACAAAGCCCAGACAGGAAUCGUCAUAGCAGAGGAGAUUGCAGAUGUCUUGACAGAUUUUGGCAUUUUUGACAAAAUAGUGGCAGUCACAGUUGACAAUGCUGCAAAUAUGGAUGUAGCCAUACACAGGCUCCAAUUUGUGAAGCUGGGCUGCUUUGCUCACACUUUGAAUCUGGCAGCACAGAGUCUCUACUCAUUGGCCAUCAUGUCUCAAUGGAUAGCAAAGAUCCGUGCACUUGUGUGGAUUAAGAGGUCAUCAAUGGCUAAGACCGUGCUCCAGGAGAAGCAGGCUAUCCUAAGUAAGACUCACUGAGUUACAUUCAUUUGAUUGUUGUGAAUUGUAUUUAAUUAAAUAAUGCUUGUUUUUUUCAAUACAAAGCACUGUAUGCGUUUUUCAGGUAUUAACAUUUCAAAAACUAUGUAAAACAAACAUGUCAAAUGAUAACUACUCCAUGUUAAAUUGAAAUCCCAUAUGUUAAAGUAUUUGUGAUUUUCUUGUUUGUCAGAGCUGCAUCAACACUCGCUCAUACUUGAUGUGAGAACUCGCUGGAA
Molecule: messenger RNA, 1185 nt
Organism: Gymnodraco acuticeps
Lineage: Eukaryota; Metazoa; Chordata; Actinopteri; Perciformes; Bathydraconidae
Product: zinc finger BED domain-containing protein 1-like
Exons: 2
Coding region: 290-946 (218 amino acids)
Source: RefSeq, a predicted model, not a curated record